Messenger RNA from Letharia lupina, 372 nucleotides. RefSeq lists its product as uncharacterized. The transcript has 3 exons. Gene Ontology annotation, cellular component: membrane. NCBI's taxonomy places the organism in Eukaryota, Fungi, Ascomycota, Lecanoromycetes, Lecanorales, Parmeliaceae. The record is from RefSeq and is a predicted model, not a curated record. Bases 1 to 372 code for a protein of 123 amino acids.
AUGCCUAACCCAGUCAACGCCAUCCUUGUCGUUAUCGUCACCAUCUUCAGUAAGCGCUCUCCCUUUCCUCACCGUCUCUGCCCCCAGAAGCCUGAGUCUGAGUCCCUAUCGCUGACUUCGUCCUCUCCUGUAGUCCCCCCUGUCGGUGUCUUUCUCAUUGCCGGAUGCGGCGCCGACCUCCUCAUCAACAUCUGCCUCACCUGUCUCGGCUACUUCCCAGGCCACAUCCACGCGUUCUACCUUGAAUACGUAUACUUCAACCGCCGCGACCAAGUCCGUCUCGGCAACACUGCGCUGAAGCACGCCCCGGGAGUCUACUCCGAGAAUAUCCAGAACGGGGGACACACUUCUUAUGGGACUGUGCAGGCUUAG